Messenger RNA from Poecilia reticulata (guppy), 1161 nucleotides. RefSeq names its product MIA SH3 domain containing (gene mia). Gene Ontology annotation, biological process: extracellular matrix organization. NCBI's taxonomy places the organism in Eukaryota, Metazoa, Chordata, Actinopteri, Cyprinodontiformes, Poeciliidae. The record is from RefSeq and is a predicted model, not a curated record. Gene Ontology annotation, molecular function: protein binding.
ACCUCCUCUCAGGAGUCAGCAAACGGGAAUAAAGGAAUAAAAAGCUGAGCAGGACCCUCUUCAAUCAUAAAACCUUUUUUUUUUUGUCUUAGUCUGUGUUUUCUGCAUUCUGAUAUGGCUUUCAGACUGUUUUUAGCUCUCUCUGUGAUGCUUUUCCUGACAGCCUGCGAAGCUGGAAAGCAGAUGCCCAAACUAUCAAAUAAGAAACUCUGCGCUGACUCUGAAUGCAGUCAUCCGAUCCUCAUAGCCCGGGCGCUUCAGGACUACUACCCUGGAGACUGCAGGUUCAUCCCCAUCCGACAGGGGCAACUCGUCUAUGUUUAUGCAAUGCUGAAAGACAGAGGGAAUCUCUUCUGGGCUGGCAGUGUACAAAACACAUAUUAUGGAGAACAGGAGGCUCGCAUUGGUCAUUUCCCUAGCAGCGUUGUGGAGGAAACACAUGCUCUCAUGCCAGCAACCACUGAAGUCAAAACUACUAACUGGGACUUCUACUGCUACUGAUGCUGAACGGACACACAGAGAAAACAACAAUAUGCAACAGCUGUCCUCGACACACAAUUAUGGUCUAAUCCAUGUUAGCUCGUCUCUAAAUAAGUUUUUAAAAAUCAUGAAAUGAUUUAUGGGUGUCAGAAAUUGUAUUCUGAUAACUUUGUCAAUGAUAUGCUUUGAUUACUGAUCUUUGAUUUCGAGGUGGAGAUAUUUUCCUGUUAAUAUUAUGUAUCAAACUUGGGCUCCUUUUUCAUGUUUUUCUAUGUUCUUGUUAUUUGGUAUUUAAGUGAGAUUUACUUUACACAACAUGACUUAACAGAAUUUAAUCUGAUUUUCUGUCAAAAUUAAAUAAAUCUUAUCUGUAUUUAAACAUGUAAUCAUCUUUAUCUUAAAUUAUUUAGAAGAUAGUUCUCCUACCUAUGCUAUCUGUGACACUUUGGCUUUUCAUACUUUCAGUUUUACAGAUAAUAAACAUUUCAACAAAAACUGUAAAAAUGUCAAAUAAAUGUUUUUUUUUAACUGUGUUAUGCUUAGACAUACAGUAUAUGUAGGACACUUGGAUUUAAAAAAAAAUCCAAGACAAGGUAAAUUUUUACUGUCUGGCUGUCAUUCAGUUUUUGUUUUUGAUUGUGUAAUAAUUUGUAAAACAACAAAUAAAAUGUUUUCCACAUC